CUCGUUGCUUCGCGUAAGAAGGGCAGUUCCGUUGUACUUUCGCUUUUGUAUUUCACAAAAGUCUUCUUUGAAGUUUAUUAGAAAUUAUGAAAAGUUAUCGGUUGCGGCUUUUAAUAAAGUUAAGGCUUCGGGUUAUCACAGCAGUUCUAUUGCAAAUUUUCGGGCGGGUAUCAAGCUUAACGAAACCAUUCCUGAAGCUCAAGUUGUUGAAGAGAUAAAGAAAAAUGACAGUGCUUCUAAAGAAAAAAUUAUAAAAGGAAACGCUGAAAAUCUCCAGUUUCAAGCAGAAACGCAACAAUUACUUCAUAUUGUUGCGACUUCUCUUUAUUCCGAUCGAGAAGUAUUCAUUCGUGAGUUGAUUUCAAACGCUUCUGAUGCCCUUGAAAAAUUACGUUUCUAUAAAUUGACUGAUGAAGCUGCUAAGGAUUGCAGCGAUUCACUUUCGAUCAGCAUUCGCGUUGAACCAGAGAAGAAGAUUUUUGAAAUUCAGGAUAACGGUGUUGGGAUGACGCGCGAGGAACUUAUUCAGAAUUUGGGCACUAUUGCUCAUUCUGGCAGCAAAGCAUUCUUGAAUAAAUUAAAAGAAUCUGGAAAAUCCAGCGAGGGCAUUAUUGGGCAGUUUGGCGUCGGAUUCUACUCCACCUUUAUGGUGGGAAAUUCCGUAACGGUUUAUACAAAAUCUUCUUUGCCGAAUAGUACAGGAUAUUGUUGGAAAUCAGAUGGAACUGGAACUUAUUCGAUUUCCGAAGCUGAAAAUGUUGAUGAAGGCACCACAAUUAUAAUUCAUUUAAGAGACGAUUGUCUUGAUUUUGCUAAGGAAAGCAAAAUUAUUGAUCUUGUCAAAAACAUGAGCAACUUUGUGGGGUUCCCCGUGACUGUGAAUGGAGCAAAAGUGAAUACAGUCGAGCCGCUUUGGACCCUCGACCCGAAAAAAGUGACGACCGAGCAACACAACGAGUUCUACCGGUUUAUCUCUGCCAUGUGGGACACCCCUACAUACCACGUGUUGUUUCGCACUGACGCACCAAUUGACAUUAAUGCCCUCCUUUAUUUCCCCUCGUCCAAUUCCGAGCGCUUCGGCAUGGGUCAGAUGGACUUUGGCGUUUCCCAUUACUCUAAGAAGGUUCUCAUCCAAAAGAAACCCGAGAAGCUUCUCCCCACGUGGCUGCGGUUUGUGAAAGGCAUCGUGGAUAGCGCUGACUUGCCGUUAAACUUGAGUCGGGAACUGCUGCAGGACAGUCGCCUGAUUGGGCGCAUCAAGAGCGUUCUGUCCAAUAAGAUUAUCAGAUUUCUUGAGGAGCGUCUCAAAUCCGACCCAAAGAUGUACGACACGUGGUUUGCUGAGUUCGGCAAUUUCAUUCGUGAGGGCGUCUGCACCGACUCGGAAAAUAGCGCGAACAUUGCAAAAUUGCUACGCUUUGAGUCUUCCACCAGGCAGGAAGGUGAACUUAUGUCUCUCCAAGAGUACGUUAAUGCCAUGCCGGACAGCCAGAAGGAAAUUUAUUACAUCUCAGCUUCCGAUCGGAAAACUGCUGAGUCCUCUCCGUAUUUGGAAGCCUUUAAGGACCAUACGGUCUUGUUUUCGUAUGAGCCGUUGGAUGAGAUCGUCAUGACAAACCUUCAAAAGUUUGCUGGAAAACCGCUCAAAUCCGUGGAGUCUUCCGAUGGGCUAAGCAGCGAGCAACUUCCGGAAAAGCAGGACCACGUGGAUGAGGCGUGCCGCUGGUUUCAGGACGCCUUGGGGCCACAGGUCACAAGUGUGAAGCCCUCGCGCCGGCUCUCGUCCUCUCCUGCGCUGGUGGUCGACCACGAAUCACCCGCCAUGCGUCGUAUUCUCCGCCAGAUUGAUUCGAAGCGGACACGUGCUAUAAAAGUGAAUUUCGAGAUUAAUUUGAAUCACGAUCUUAUCAAGAAUAUAUUAGAACUCAGAAAUAAAGAUGAAGCGCUCGCUCGUCAUCUUGCCUUACAAGUGUUUAAUAACGCGUUGAUCUCGGCUGGAUUAGUAGAUGAUCCCCGUUCUUUACUUCCUUCCAUCAACUCUUUAUUGGAAGCUAUCACUAAAUUAACUGAAGUAAAGAAAAACUAAUUGGAAUUGAAAAUUCUUAGAUUUUUGAGACAUUAAAAAAUUUUUCCC
Zophobas morio is the source of this 2134-nucleotide messenger RNA. RefSeq names its product TNF receptor-associated protein 1 homolog, mitochondrial-like. Bases 506 to 2086 code for a protein of 526 amino acids. The record is from RefSeq and is a predicted model, not a curated record. The transcript has 18 exons. Gene Ontology annotation, cellular component: mitochondrial inner membrane. Gene Ontology annotation, biological process: protein folding. NCBI's taxonomy places the organism in Eukaryota, Metazoa, Arthropoda, Insecta, Coleoptera, Tenebrionidae. Gene Ontology annotation, molecular function: protein kinase binding; ATP binding; ATP hydrolysis activity.